Gossypium arboreum is the source of this 1116-nucleotide messenger RNA. RefSeq names its product ubiquitin-conjugating enzyme E2 27-like. The transcript is spliced from 6 exons. Bases 318 to 833 code for a protein of 171 amino acids. Gene Ontology annotation, molecular function: ubiquitin conjugating enzyme activity. Lineage: Eukaryota; Viridiplantae; Streptophyta; Magnoliopsida; Malvales; Malvaceae. Gene Ontology annotation, cellular component: nucleus. Gene Ontology annotation, biological process: protein polyubiquitination; proteasome-mediated ubiquitin-dependent protein catabolic process. The record is from RefSeq and is a predicted model, not a curated record.
AUAAAGUGGUCAAAGAAUCAAUUCCAAUCCUUCUUCCUGCAAAUGGAAAACAAAAGCCAAGUGGGUUAAAUGUGGAAGGUGAUAAAGAUUAAGUCUAAAGUGAUAUGUAAUUUAUGUUGAUGAAUAUGCCUAUCUAACCACAUGGCCCUGAGACCUUCACACAUGUAAAGACAACUAUGCGAGGAAAGUGUUGAUGUAAGGAUAGUAACGCUAGCUUUCGGUAUGAGGUAUUGUUGGUUUUGGAGGAGGACAUGUUGAUAAGUAGCGAAUGAUCCUUGCUGGUUAUAAGGGUUUGAUCAAGAAGAAGAAUUGAGAAGAUGAAACACCUUGCUCGGAUUCUAAAGGAGUUAGAAGAAUGUAACACAGAACAAGACUCCUCGGGCAUUACGCUCUCGCUGAAACCAGACAAUCUCACUCGCUUGAUUGGCAGCAUCGCCGGUCCCCUCGGCACUCCUUAUGAAGGAGGCUCCUUUCAGAUCCAUAUCGCAUUGCCUGGUGCAUACCCAUACGAACCUCCCCGAAUGACGUUUAUUACCAAAAUUUGGCACCCGAAUAUCAGCAGUCAAAGUGGGGCGAUGUGCCUCGAUAUAUUGAAGGACCAGUGGAGCCCUGCAGUCCGUCUUAAAACGGCUCUUCUUUCGGUCCAAGCUUUGCUUUCUGCUCCUGAACUCCGUGAUCCUCAAGAUGCUCUAGUAGCACGACAGUAUAUUUGUGAGUAUCAAACAUUCAUCGAUACAGCUCGUUCCUGGACAGAAAAUUUUGCCAGGGUGCCUUCUUUAGGGGUUGAGGAAAAGACGGGAACAGAUGAAACGGUUUCGCCGAUGAUUUGGUGAGAAGUAGUCUAGCAGCCAUUGGCGGUGAUGAAGGCUAAGCUCUUGAAGGACUUUUGACCUGGUGAUCUGUGGUGGAGCUGCCAACUUAGUAAAUUCUCAUCUACCAAGUGAAUCUGAAUACUAUAGAUUGCACAAAGGAUUAUAUUUGAAUAAAAGCUGUUAAGUAUUGUCUGAGGUUAUGAGACUUUGCUUAUCAACUUUUGCUGGAUAACAUGGAGUUAAAGUUUGCUUUCUUGAAUGAUUACUUGCGUGCUAAGUCUCAUGAUCAUUCAAUUUCUUCGAA